Molecule: messenger RNA, 2074 nt
Organism: Halteromyces radiatus
Lineage: Eukaryota; Fungi; Mucoromycota; Mucoromycetes; Mucorales; Cunninghamellaceae
Exons: 6
Coding region: 92-1813 (573 amino acids)
Biological process (GO): autophagy of mitochondrion; positive regulation of protein phosphorylation; reticulophagy
Cellular component (GO): extrinsic component of membrane; Atg1/ULK1 kinase complex; phagophore assembly site membrane
Molecular function (GO): molecular adaptor activity; protein kinase binding
Source: RefSeq, a predicted model, not a curated record
AUGAAACUGAUUUUUGCAGAAACUGGUCAAGAGACUAUAAUAGACGACAAUAGGUAAUAUGAAAUAACUUGAAUAAACAUCUCAUUGACUGAUGCGUUCAUUCUACUUCCAUAGCUGUUCGACAUUAUCUCGGUUGAAACACUAUUUAUACACAGUGACUGGAAUCCCAAUCGACCAACAGAUUCUACUAUCUACUUCCGGGAUUCAACAAAAGGAUGUUAACUAUUCAACGACACAUCCGGACGACACUCUUAUUUUAUUCAACCGUCAGCAUUUGGAACGCAACAACAAUCAACAACAAAAUGAUACAGAUUCUUCUUUCAAGCACCUGGUAGAUAAACGCAUGCCUAGUGUGGAUGGACUUGAAAGAUUGACUGAUCUUCACAAUACCUUGGAUACUCAAGUUGAAAUAUACCGACGUUACAAACAACAACAACAGCAACAACCAAAAUGGACAUUCUCGGAAUAUAAGGAUUAUUACAAGCAAUUAGUCAAGCAUAUGCGACUUUCAGCAGAUGUUAUCUUGGAGGUAGCUCAGAGGCAUAGCAAGCUAGCAAAUACGAUGAUUCAGGAACUCAAAACACAAUCUGUAGCACUCAAUGCAGCUCUCAUCAACUUUGAAAAUCAUAUAAAAACCACAUAUUCAUCACAAUCCAAGCUCGAACGUAUUGCAAAAAGGAAAUUGGCAAAACACACAGACUCAGUAGCAGAUAUCGACAAAGAUAUUGCAUUCAUGCAUAAGAUCCAACUUCACCCUCAUAUUCAAACUCAGCUUGGACGGUCCACUUCUUUCCUAGUCGAUUGCUUUUCUGUGUCUCCUAUGGAAGCACUCAAAUCCCAACUACAAAAAGAUCAUUAUCGACUUGAAGCAAAAACAAACAAAUUGACGACUAAAAUGGGCGACAUCUAUCAAGAAUCUAGUCAUAUUUCUAUUCAACGAUCCGGAUCAACAGCUGUGGUGAACAAGGUCAUGCGUACUCUUGGUGAUAUUCAAACUUAUUUGUCUUUGAUCAACAACCUUUGUCUUCAUCUCCAACAAAGAUGGGAAAGUAGAAAUUUGGAUGACUUGAAUGAUUCCGGUGGUGAUCCUGCAGAUGAAUGGAUGAUUGCCAUUGUAGAUACGACUCAUUCUACUAAUAAUAAUGACGAUGAUGAUUUGGACAACAAUUUGGAAACAAAUGAUUUUAUGAUAUCCGAUGAUCCUGACAACAAAAAGAAUUAUAUGACGGAGAACAAUGAUGAAGAUACUAAAACUGACGAUGAUACUGACAACAACAAUAGCCCUAUGGGUUCAACAAUAAAAAGGACACAACUUCAAGAACUUUGUGAUGACAAAUUGAUGCAAAGGUUAUUUUUGUAUGAAUCGCAACUACGAAAUUCAAUAAACGUCAUUAUGGAAGAAAAACGAAACGCCAUGUUUAACUUUUUCCAGUGUUUACAAACCAUCAGCUCUUUAGAAGAAUCUAUUUCGAAUCUAUUUUUAUGUCUUCAACAACUUGGGGGUGAUAUCAAACAUCUUGGAAAACGUAUCGAUCAACUUGAAACACUCUCCAAAGGAAUUAUUGAAGGUUAUGGAAUGAUGUUGAUUGAACUUUGGAGGAGAGAUCAAUAUAGACAAAUUGUUACCAAAAAUGCGGAAUUAUUGAAAGACCUAUUUUCUAAUUUUGCAUCUUCUGAACAACGAUAUCGUGACCAAUUUCAAGCUGAUUUAUGGAUGACGAGUGAUAUGAAUACAUUACUCUUCGACAAUAAGGGCAAAAUCAAGGAAGAUACAUGUAUCAUUCCAUUCAUUUGGAAAGGUAAAGAAUAUUAGAAAUUUCUUUUCUUCGGAUAGUCUAGGAUAGAAACGGAAUGAAUGUUUUUCUUUAUUUAGAAUUUACCAAGGAAGAACAAUCGUGUACUACAACUAGCUUGGGGAUAGAAUUAUUACCAAACGGUCGACAUCAACAAUCAAAUUACGACUUUCCGAUGGAAUCUAAUCUCCUGAUAUGUAAGAAAGAUGUUCAAGACUUUCUUGAUCUGAUGCAAUCCUAUUAUACCUUCCAGGGGAUUCAGGGGAAACAAGAUGAACGGC